Messenger RNA from Acanthosepion pharaonis, 1407 nucleotides. The record is from the annotation of a GenBank genome assembly. NCBI's taxonomy places the organism in Eukaryota, Metazoa, Mollusca, Cephalopoda, Sepiida, Sepiidae.
AUGGUCUCGAGACCAGCGGAUGCCAUACAAGCCGCCAAAGCCCACCCGGAAAUGCAAACGAAAACAGACAACAAAAAAGUUGCAGAUUUUAUUAUUAUUAUUAUUAUUAUUAUUAUUAUUAUUAUUAUUAUCUCUCUUUUUUCUUUCCAUUAUUUCAAUUUUUCUCUUUUUUUCUUUCCAUUAUUCUUAUCCUCUCCCUUUUUUGUUUCCAUUAUUCUUAUUCUCUCACUUUUUCUUUCCGUUAUUUCAUUUUCCCUCUUUUUUCUUUCCAUCAUUCAUAUUCUUUCUCUUUUUUCUUUCCAUUAUUUUAUUCUCUCUCCUUUUUAUACUUUCUUUUACUCUUAUUCUUUCUUUUUCAUCUCUUCUCUCACCCUCCUCAUGUUUUUCAUUUCUACACAUUUUCCUUUCAUUCCCUUUUCACUUUCCUUCCCUAUUCUCUUUUCCGAGUUAUCUUUUCUUUUUUUAUUAUUUCUUUUUGUUUAUAUUCUUUCAUUUUUAUGUUUUUUUAAUUCUCUUUUUAUCAUAAAUGUCCUUUUCCUCUUUUGUCUUUCUUAUUCGUUUCAUCUCUUUUACGUUAUUUUCCCGAUUUUCUUUUCUGUCUUUUCCUCUUUCCUUCCUUCCAAUAUUUUCUUGCCUUCAUUUAUUUAUUUCUUUAUCUGUUUUUCUUUCUCUUUUUUCUUAUUUUUCUCCUUUCUUUAUUUUUUAACUUGCUUUUUUGAUACUUUGUUUAUUUUUUGCUUUCUUAAAAUUUACUUAAAAUUUUCUUUCCUUUUUUAUUCCUUCCUUUAUUUAUUCUUUUUUCGUUUUCCUUUUAUUCUUUUAUUCCUUUUUUUGCUUUUCUUUAUUCUUUUAUUCCUUUUUUUGCUUUUCUUUAUUCUUUUAUUCCUCUUUUGGCUUUUCUUUUAUUCUUUCAUUCCUCUUUUGGCUUUUCUUUUAUUCUUUCAUUCCUCUUUUGGCUUUUCUUUUAUUCUUUCAUUCCUUUUUUGGUUUCUUUUAUUCCUUCAUUCCUUUUUUGGUUUCUUUUAUCCCUUCAUUUUUUUUUUUGCUUUUAUUUCAUUUUUUCAUUCUUUUUUUGCUUUUAUUUUAAUCUUUCAUUCUUUUUGCUUUUAUUUUAUACUUUCAUUUCUUUUUUUUUGCUUUUCUUUUAUUCUUUCAUUCCUUUUUUCUCUUCUUUUAUUUUUUCAUUCCUUUUUAUUUUUAUUUUAUUCUUUCAUUCCUUUUUUUUGUUUUUCUUUUAUUCUUUCAUUCAUUUUUUCUUUUAUUCUUUCAUUCCUUUUUGCUUUUAUUUUAACCUUUCAUUCCUUUUUGAUUUUAUUUUAUUCUUUCAUUCCUUUUUCAUUUCUUUUAUUUGUUCAUUCCUUUUUUUUUUGCUUUUCUUUUAUUCUUUCAUUACAUUUUUAUCUUUAG